Messenger RNA from Phytophthora nicotianae INRA-310, 1424 nucleotides. RefSeq lists its product as hypothetical. The transcript is spliced from 2 exons. The coding region runs from base 72 to 1022 and encodes 316 amino acids. Gene Ontology annotation, cellular component: endoplasmic reticulum membrane. Lineage: Eukaryota; Oomycota; Peronosporomycetes; Peronosporales; Peronosporaceae. The record is from RefSeq and is a predicted model, not a curated record.
AAAAAAAAACACCUGUGUCAACCUGCACACGUGUUCGACCGCGGCAUUGAGCUUCCGCAACGAUCACAGCCAUGGUCCUGACCUCCUCGGCGCUCAAUGCGGCGCUUAUUCUCGUCUCCGUUGCUGUAGUAACAGGCGCCGUACUGUUAUUCGCCUGGAUUCGCGCUCCUAUUGCUGAAGCCAAGCGGCUCGCUGAAGAGCUGGACCCACCGCAAGAAGCCACGUACCAAGACCCGAAUACCAACAAACUAUUGCCAUUUGGGUCUUUAGGCGACGAGAAGGCUGAGGUGUCACUGACGGUGGUGAUUCCAGCGUACAAUGAGGAGCAACGUAUCCUGGUGACGAUCAAAGACACGGUGGCGUUUUUGGAUGAAAAGAAGCAGAAAGAUUCUUCGUUCUCGUACGAAAUUAUCAUAGUGGACGACUGCAGUACGGACAGAACAGUGGAUGUGGUCAUGAAGGAGGUGCAGGAGUACUCGGUGGAGCGUAUCCGUCUUUUGAAGCUACAGAAGAACCACGGCAAGGGUGGAGCCAUCCGCAAGGGCAUCAUGCGAGCUCGUGGUCUGCAGAUUUUGUUCGCAGAUGCAGACAAUGCUACGGAAAUUAGGGACUUUGACAAGCUGGCCACGGCCAUGGACGAAGCUGCAAACCCUAAUGGUGUGGUGGUGUGUGGUAGUCGCGCACACCUUGAGGAAGAGGCUAUUGCCAAGCGAAACCCGCUCCGGAACUUAUUGAUGCAUGGCUUCCACUUGAUCGUGUCGACGCUGUGCAUCAAAAAUGUGCGGGACACACAAUGUGGGUUCAAACUCUUUGAUCGCACAGCGGCACGUGUGCUGUUUGCUCCAAUGCAUAUCGAACGCUGGGCAUUUGACGUCGAGCUGCUGUACCUCGCAGCCAGCAGCAAAAUGGCAAUCAAGGUGCAUUUUGCUCAAAUACUGACGGAUUUAAUUUUUUUCUUACUUAGUUUUUAUUUUGCAGGAAGUCGCGGUGCAGUGGACAGAGGUGCCUGGUUCCAAGCUUAGUGUCAUCUCUGCUACGAUCACGAUGUUGCGAGAAAUUAUUCUCAUCCGUUUGUGUUACACUGUCGGCAUCUGGAAGAUCAACGAUGGUGGCUUCCGUCUCGCUAAAAGAACGUGAUUGCAAAAAUCCGCUAGGGUGUUGUGUACUUACUAGGUUUGAGCUACACAGAGUUAUCCAGGGCUCACAAGUUAAAAAAAUUCAUGCCUAUAUGUGUGCUACAACUUCCGCUGGGGGUGCUCAAUGGGGAAUCUUUCUGUGGUACCAUUGAUUUGUCUGCUUUGGGGUCUACAUGAAGGAAGAUACACAUAAUAGUUAGCACAACAAGCAAUGCGGUGGGCCUAGCUUUUCCAACGUACUCUUGCGCUCACAAUGCCCAAAGAUUUUCGUUUCUUGCGAAGUUGACC